Molecule: messenger RNA, 6123 nt
Organism: Ochotona curzoniae (black-lipped pika)
Lineage: Eukaryota; Metazoa; Chordata; Mammalia; Lagomorpha; Ochotonidae
Gene: EVI5
Product: ecotropic viral integration site 5
Exons: 20
Coding region: 422-2902 (826 amino acids)
Source: RefSeq, a predicted model, not a curated record
CCAUUAUGCGGUAGAGGCGGCUGGGUCUCUUUAAGGCCCUGCCGCGCCUGCGCCUUGGGCUUUCCUGACGGCGGCCGGGCCGGACCCAGGGGAAACCGGCGGACGGCGGGCACCGGAGGGGGCUCCGGCGGUGGUGGCCGAGGCAGCGGCUCCCCGAGGACCGGCUGAGGAUCGGGGAGGCGCCCCCAAGCCCCCGAGCCCGCGCGCUGCGCCCCGAGGACGCGGGAGAGGACGGCCCGCGGGAGCCCGGAGCGGGGCCGAGGCGCUGAGACGCGGCGGCGCGGCUGCCGGCUGCAUGGGAAGUUAAUGUUUACAGCGAAGUCCACCCAGCGUUUCCAAGGUGGCGACAGACAAGGUUGCAGAAAAGCUGAGUUCUACUCUCUCAUGGGUGAAGAACACUGUAACGCAUACUGUCAGUCAGAUGGCCAGUCAGGUGGCAAGUCCAUCGGCUUCAUUACACACUACAUCCUCAUCUACCACACUGUCAACACCGGCCCUUUCGCCAUCUUCCCCUUCCCAGCUGAGUCCAGACGACUUGGAACUCCUGGCUAAGCUGGAGGAACAAAAUAGGUUGUUAGAAACAGACAGUAAGUCUUUAAGAUCUGUAAAUGGGUCAAGAAGAAACAGUGGCUCCUCUCUUGUGUCCAGUUCAUCAGCCUCUAGCAACCUCAGCCACCUUGAGGAAGACUCUUGGAUUCUUUGGGGAAGAAUUGUUAAUGAGUGGGAAGAUGUGCGCAAAAAGAAGGAAAAGCAGGUUAAGGAACUUGUUCGUAAAGGAAUACCCCACCACUUUAGAGCAAUAGUUUGGCAACUUUUAUGCAGUGCACAAAGCAUGCCAAUUAAGGAUCAGUAUUCAGAACUCCUGAAAAUGACCUCACCUUGUGAAAAAUUGAUCCGAAGGGAUAUUGCUAGAACUUAUCCUGAACACAAUUUUUUCAAGGAAAAAGAUAGCCUUGGACAGGAGGUUUUGUUUAAUGUAAUGAAGGCAUAUUCUUUGGUGGAUCGUGAAGUCGGUUACUGUCAAGGAAGUGCUUUUAUAGUUGGGCUGUUGCUUAUGCAAAUGCCAGAAGAAGAAGCUUUCUGUGUAUUUUUUAAGUUAAUGCAAGACUAUAGACUUCGUGAACUUUUUAAACCAAGUAUGGCAGAGUUGGGCCUUUGUAUGUACCAAUUUGAAUGCAUGAUACAGGAGCAUCUUCCAGAACUCUUCGUACAUUUUCAAUCUCAGAGCUUUCAUACCUCAAUGUAUGCGUCAUCCUGGUUUCUGACCAUCUUUCUUACCACUUUUCCGUUACCAGUUGCAACAAGGAUAUUUGAUAUCUUUAUGUCUGAGGGUUUAGAAAUAGUCUUUCGAGUAGGAUUAGCGCUUCUUCAAAUGAAUCAGGCAGAACUAAUGCAGCUUGACAUGGAGGGUAUGUUACAGCAUUUUCAGAAGGUCAUUCCACAUCAGUUUGAUGGUGGUCCAGACAAACUAAUCCAAGCAGCUUAUCAAGUCAAAUACAACUCAAAAAAAAUGAAAAAGCUUGAAAAGGAAUAUACUACAAUAAAAACUAAAGAAAUGGAAGAGCAAGUUGAAAUUAAAAGGUUACGCACAGAAAAUAGACUUUUAAAACAGCGUAUUGAAACAUUAGAAAAAGAAAGUGCUUCCUUGGCAGAUAGAUUGAUACAGGGACAAGUGACAAGAGCCCAGGAGGCUGAGGAAAACUACCUCAUAAAACGCGAGUUGGCCACCAUCAAACAGCAGAGUGAUGAGGCCAGUGCUAAACUGGAGCAUGCUGAAAAUACCAUCAGGAAGCUGCAGCACCAGCAGCAAUGGCAUAAAUGCAGUUCCAACUACAACGAAGAUUUUGUGCUGCAGCUAGAGAAGGAGCUGGUCCAGGCCCGACUGAGUGAGGCCGAGUCCCAGUGUGCCCUGAAGGAGAUGCAAGAUAAAGUCCUGGACAUAGAGAAGAGGAACAACUCUCUUCCUGAUGAAAAUAACAUUGCAAGGCUUCAGGAAGAACUCAUUGCUGUGAAACUGAGAGAAGCAGAAGCUGUUAUGGGUUUGAAAGAACUCAGACAGCAGGUCAAGGAUUUAGAGGAACACUGGCAGCGCCAUUUAGCUCGUACUACUGGGAGAUGGAAAGACCCACCUAAGAAAAAUGCUGUGAAUGAGUUACAAGAUGAACUAAUGACCAUUAGACUUCGGGAAGCUGAAACACAAGCAGAAAUACGAGAAAUAAAACAAAGAAUGAUGGAAAUGGAAACACAGAACCAGAUCAAUAGUAACCAUCUUCGCAGAGCAGAGCAAGAGGUGAUCAGCCUACAGGAGAAGGUGCAGUAUCUCUCUGCGCAGAACAAAGGACUGCUUACUCAGUUAAGUGAAGCAAAGCGCAAGCAGGCAGAGAUUGAAUGCAAGAAUAAGGAAGAAGUGAUGGCUGUGAGACUCCGGGAAGCAGAUAGUAUAGCUGCUGUGGCUGAGCUACAGCAGCACAUUGCUGAACUUGAAAUCCAGAAAGAAGAAGGAAAGCUUCAAGGACAGCUAAACAAGUCUGAUUCUAACCAGUAUAUUAGGGAACUGAAAGAUCAGAUAGCAGAGCUCAAUCAUGAGCUCAGGUGCCUAAAAGGCCAGAGGGGCUUCUCAGGCCAACCUCCUUUUGAUGGAAUCCACAUUGUCAACCAUUUGAUGGGAGAUGACGAAUCAUUCCAUUCUUCUGAUGAAGAUUUUAUAGAUAAUUCCUUCCAGGGAAGUGGCAUUGGUUUUCCUUUUCACAGAAAGUCUGGCCCGAUGUCCUUGGACCCUGCCGGGGCAGAUGGUAGUGAGAGCGAAACGGAAGACAGUGUGCUGGAGCCCGGAGGGAGCAACCGCGGGAUUGCAAAGGAGCGGCCCCAGGCAAGGCGGGAGUCGUACUCAACCACUGUCUGACCAUCACUGUGACCUAGACUGGGGGUUCCUAAGGGAUCAGUUGUCAUACGACUAGGGAUCUUUGAGACACAGCUGUUUCAUAUGUACAUAUAAAUACAUAUACAUAUAUAUAUAUUUUACAAUGUUAUCUACCUUUUUAUCUUUGCCAAAUCGUCACCACUGACUUACCAUUGCCAUCAACUAGAGUGGAAUAUGGUUAAUUGGUGUAAUAAGGCUCUAACAGUAUUACUGAAUAUUAAGGAUUCUUGUUUAGAAAACAUAACUAUGUAAGUGGGAACCAUUUUUGAAGUUUAAAACCCUGGAAAAUGGAACUUUCUUCACAGAAAGCUCUUGUGCAAUAUUUUUUUGCUUAGUGAACAAAUUGUAUAUUUGUGUUUAUCAAUCUGCUUUUAAGCUAAUUGUCUACAGACGUUUGAGCGAGAUGUACAUCUGAUUUACCUUUUGUUUGCGUGUUUGGGGGGAUAUUUUUACCCAUUGGAAUCACUGUUUUAGGGGCAGGGAAUUGGUAUUGCAGUUAAAAUGCCUUUAAGGAUGUCCAUAUCCCCUGUUGGAGGGCCUGGAUUGGAGUCCCAACUAAACAUCCCAUUCCAGCUUCCUGCUGAUGUAUAUACACCCUGUCAGCUACUCGGGUAUUUGCCACUACCUGGAGACCUGGAUUGAAUUCCUGGCUCCUAGCUUUAACCUGAUCCUGCCCUGGCUAGCAGGGCCGUUGAGGGAGUGAACCAGCAGAAGGGAAUUCUGUCUGUCUUGUGUGUGUGUGUAUCUGUCUGUCUUCCUCAUUGCCUCUUGAAUAAAUUAAUCAAAUUUUAAAUCACUGUUAUGCUUGUGGGCCACUGACAGUUCCCAAACACAAAGUCUUUUUUUCGGUAUGAUUUUAUAAACACAGUGAAUUGUUAUGUAUUUUGAGAGUUUUAAGGUCUGUUUCAAUUUCUGCUUUUUCUGUGCCCCUGAUGCUUCCACGUGUUGUCACCGUCAAGAGUAGCAUGUUAACUGCAGACACACUGUUUAUUUGUACAUAUCUGUAAAUCUGUACCACCCAAACACGGAACAUCAUUUUAUAUGAGGAACAUACACUUUACAAAAUGACUGCUAUCAACAUUCUAACAGAACUUCUGUAAAUAGUAGGUUAAAAGAAAAUUGAAAAAUAAAGCCAAACACUAAUAUUCUCAUAGCUUUAGUGUUAUGCUUAGCCUACAACACUAGCAGAGUCAUAACUUAACUGAUGCCUGAUCAAAAACACUAUUGAUCAAAUCUUUUCUUUUGUGUGGCGAUACCUAUUAAAAUUGUCAUGGCUAAAGAGAUAACACAUAUUACUUAGUGCUAAUAUUCUACUUAAUAUAAUUUAAGCAACGGGCUAAAGUCCAAGAUACACAGCAGUUAAUAUCUGCAAAUAAUCCAUGAACAGGAUUUUCAGAUUCUCUAGUUUGUGAGAUAAAGCCAUAAAACUCUUUUCCUGCCAGUUCUUCCUUUUCAUCAAACUUCUUCAUAAGAAAAUGGAAUGCCUGUCACUGGUAAAUAGGAGAAAACACCCAUAGUACCCUCACGCGAUGGCUCAACACAGGUGCAUGAGUGCAGAUAUGGUCCUCUACCUGUCCAGGGCUCUGGGGAUUAUCUUUGGGGAAGGCUCUCAGUCCCUGAGCGUAGCAAGAUAGAUUCACGGCCGCAUGCCCACUCUGACCCCAUUGAAAGGUCUGAAUGAUCCAGAUGAGAGAACCACAAACCAUGGCCCGUGGGCUACUCCCAAUAUUAGCUUGUUUAAAAAAGAAAAGACAAAAGAAUAAUUUACGUGAAAACUCUAUGAAAUUCAAAUAUCUAUCCAUAGUAAGGACAGGAGCGUACACACCCAUGCAGAGCUGAAUAGUUGAAACAGGGACUAUAUGGCUCACAUGGUCUAAUUUUUUGUUGUUGUUGGCUCAUAUAGUCAAAUAUUUUUAAUGUUUUUUAACAGAAAAAAAAAUCUGCUAACCCUUGAGUGUAGGAGUUAAAUAUUUAAAGAAUCCUGAUAAGCAAGCCUUAAUUUCUUGACAUUCUUAUAAUUUGGACAGUAAAAAUCUGGAAGCAGCACUCCUCCCAUUCAAUAUGUGAUUCAAAGAUGCUAUAAAGAAUGUAAAAUUCUCCUGGCCUUUAGCAACCCAGGCCCUGACUCGACUCCACUUCUGUCAUUUGAAAUGAGUGUGGAGUGGUUCAGUCGAGAUUUCGAGGAAUUAAACAACGUUCCUGUGAUAGAUUUUAUUUGACCUCUGAUGUUUCUGUGUGAUUCACAUGCUAUUCAGUUAAACGUCUAGAGUUGAGGAAUAUUCAGGGACAAGUGAACAGCUUGCUGCCUUGGGAUAGGUCACUUCCAGGUCUGAGGCCACCCUGGCCGGUCAGCUUAGUGCAGAGGCCGUAAGUGACCUAAUAGAGUGGAAACUGCAUUGCGAUCACGACAUGGAGACCUUGCAGAUCAAGAACACACUGCAACAGCCUCUUUGAAAAUAACGUACAUUUGUUUUUGUUGAAAGAAGAGGUCAAAGAUGUAACUUUCUGCAGUCUCCACUCUGUCUUAUGUCUUUGCUGGAUAGCAGUACUCAGGUUUGCUGGUGAAUUGAGACAAGUUCCAACUAACUGGCCAGUUAUUUUGAAAGAAGAAAGAAGCCUCUUUCUCAGCUGAGAGUGGGUGCAGCUCGCCCCUCUCCAGGUAGUGCCUUUGAGUGAAAUCAGGUGGAAGCCUUUUUAAGUCCGUUGUUGCUGGCAUCAUAAGUCAUUUGCUCCUCAUUGUUUUUUAUAUAAUAAACUGUAAUAUUCAAACUUAUAACUUAAAUAUCUAGAUAUGUUUUGAUAAAGCUCUUUUGUGACCAGCUUGACUAUUGACAGCUAACAUUUCAUACAAUCAAUGAUUUAGGUAAUAAAGCAAUGAAUUUAGCUUGAAAGUUAUUGCUGCUCUCAUUAACAAAACAGUAAGUUUUUAAAAUUAAUUUUAAGUUCUCCCGAAAUGAACUUUUCUGGUUCAAAGUGGAAUGGAUGUUAUAAUCAGAGUUUUUACAUUGCAUCCAUUGAUCCCUUCUUGUCACUCCGAAGAAGAGAUGAUAGAAAAAUACAUUUAAUAUACCACGGACAUGCAAAGUGAUAAUGUAUAUUCCAUUUUACUGUUGGAAUUUUUUUUAUUGUAACAUUGUAUGAUAACCUGAAAUGUUUACUUGUGCCUUUGCUUUAAACAAUUAAAGUUUUCCAUUUUAUAAAAA